This is a messenger RNA of Musca domestica (house fly), 2217 nucleotides long. RefSeq names its product protein spitz-like. The record is from RefSeq and is a predicted model, not a curated record. NCBI's taxonomy places the organism in Eukaryota, Metazoa, Arthropoda, Insecta, Diptera, Muscidae. Gene Ontology annotation, biological process: epidermal growth factor receptor signaling pathway. Gene Ontology annotation, molecular function: epidermal growth factor receptor binding; receptor ligand activity. The transcript has 2 exons. The coding region runs from base 262 to 846 and encodes 194 amino acids.
AGUGCAACACAAAUAAAAUUUAAAUUACGGUGGAGUAAAAGUACUUUGCAAUAUAUUUGAUCCGUCUUGAUUGUGAAAUAAAAUAUAUACACACAACAACGUCAAAAGACGUCUUCGUAGUCGUCGUCGUGAAGAAAAAAAGCCACACAGGGGUUUUUUAAUAAAACGAAAAAUAAAAACCCCAAACGAAAACAUCUGGAAUAAAAUGUUGGAUUAUUUCUGAUAUUGGACGAAAAAAAGGAAAAUUUGUAUUUUUAAAAAAUGGAUUUAAAAUUUCUAUGUUCCGUGUGUUUGCUGACUAUGUCGCUUAUGACUUCCUUGAGCCUAGCGUGCACCAGUCGUAGUACACCAAAACCCAGACCUACAACACCUACUCCAAUAACGAUAUCAACGACAACACCACGACCCAAUGUAACAUUUCCCAUAUUGAAUUGUCCACCACCAUAUGCAGCCUGGUAUUGCUUGAAUGAAGCCACAUGCUUUAAAGUUGAAAUCCAUAAUGAGGUUUUGUAUAAUUGCGAGUGUGCAAGUGGUUAUAUGGGACCACGUUGUGAGUACAAAGAAAUCGAUGGUAGCUAUUUGCCAACUAGACAACGUGCCAUGUUGGAGACGGCUAGCAUAGCAAGUGGAGCCACCUUGGCAUUGAUAUUUAUGCUAGUUUUAUGUUUUUCACUCUACAUUCGGCGAGAGAAUGAACAAAAAAUGAAAAUGAACGAAAGCGUGAAUAUGGCUCAUGACAAUGCUGCAAUGGAUGAAGUAGAUGGUAUAACAAAAAUCCCUGAAAUGAGACCCUUUGGACCUCACCACUAUGCUGUUUUGCCAAUGUCAUCGGCAUUUAAACGUUGAUUUUUUAUUUUAGUUAUUACUUAUAGAUUUAAAUAAUUUUAAACAUAUACAUCAUAAUUUCUUGAUAAAAAUUGGAGAAGGUUAUAAUCGGUAAUUUAUUGGUUGAAUUUCGUAUAAAGUCCUCUUUCUCGCGUAGACGUUAGUUAUUGGGUUGUUUUUGGACCAUGACGUUUUUUUAUUUAUUUUGAACACAAAUCUUUUGGCUUUCUAUCACAGAUAGAAAACCUUUUUCCCUAAAAAGCCCGCCAAUGCGCAAUAUUCGUUGCAAUGCUCUUUAAUGUCGUCAAAAUAGUGAAGAACUCAUUUUUACCCAACCUAAAUUUUGUUUUCCCACUAAAUGCAGAUCCCAUUGCUUGGUUUGCGCAGAGAGUUCAAAUACCGGACUGAUUAAAUAGAAGUAUUUCGAAUGCAACCUAUAACUAACUAGAUAAAAUAGAUCACAUACAAACUGAUGAAGUGCACGUUUUAAAUUCUAAAAUUAAAUUUAAUUGUCAAUUAAAUUUUACCAAAAAAAACUUUUUUUAUUCCGCCUUAGGAUUCGAGACUAAAAAACCAACAGAUUUUAUCCAAAAAAAAUUUAAGAAUUAAGGAAAUAUUCAAAAUAUUUCACCUCCGCUUUUUCUACGCCAGAGUCCUAUAUAUUAGAAUUGGCUGUACAAAAAACCAAUUGGUAUAUAAUGUAAUAAAUGACAAUUAAAGUACACCAUUUUUAGUUGAGCAUUUCAAGCACAUAUUUGUUUUAAAAAGUUUUAUGUUUUUUUUGAAAUGAUUAUUGACCCAGCCACAGAGGAGCCAAGACGGCUAAAAAAUAUUUUAUCUUUAUAUAGAGACAUAUUUUAUUGACAAUAUUAAAUUUAUUUUGUAUUUUUGGUGUUUCAUUUAAUGAAUAUAUGUCCUGUCGUCGCUAUUGUUAUAUGACCCAAAAUCCUAUUUGUAAUAAUUUAAUAAUAAAAAAACAGCAAAAAAUAAAAAUCGUUCACAAAUGGUACUUUGUUCCAUAACGACAACGAUUUGCAUAAAUUUCCUCCAACCUAUUCCACAACAAAAGUAUUUAAAACAAUCUGAGCAGUUAUUUUGUCUCCUUGUUAUUAUAGUUUUUAGACGAACCUCCACUGUAUUUGCCAAACACCCAUAGUAUUGAACAUAUGUCUAAUUUCCUAUUGGAAUUAGUCUUGCCGCCUAUAUUUUCUCUUACCGAACAACGAAAUAUUUAUUUUAAUUUAUUUAUCAUAAUACUAUUUAUCACUAUACGAUAAGAAACUAACAUAUAAAUGUGUAGCAUAAAACAUAUAACUAACAAAUAUUGUAUGUUUGUCCCAAAUACUACUUUUCAGUAAAUUGAAUGAAAAAUAAAGCGAGUAUAAAAUGUUA